AUGUGGCGCAACUUGGCGUACGGGUCGCAGCAGGCGGCGGAUGCGGCGCCCGCCGUGGUCCCCACCAAGGCGGCAACGAAGGAGUUGGUGGUCUCGCAAGUGGACGCGUCCUCCGUGCCCAAGAAUGACGGCGCCAAGGUCUACAAGAUCCUGGAGUAUCUGCGCAAGGUCCCCAUGCAUAAGGCCGUGGCCGUGGCCGACAUCUUCAAGCACACGGGCGUUGACCUGACGAUGGACGACCAGGUGGAGCAGCGCCUCAAGAACAACCCGAAAGUUCGGGUGCAGGGAGAUCAGUAUGCCUACCAGGCUAAAUACGACAUCAAGAACCGGAUGCAACUGCUUAAGAUCCUCGACAGGAUUCCUGAGGGCAUGCCCAUCGAGGACUUGAUCGAUUGUUACGUCGGCGUGGAGGACGAUUUGAAGGAGCUCACUCGCACGGGAGAGAUUAUAUGCCUGAAGAAUGCUGACAAGGGCGCGGAGGUGUACUAUUCUCGCGGGCCUGCGUUCCUCGUCGACCUCUCGGGAGUUGCCACGGUUGAGGCUGGCAGCUACUUGGCCCAUUCCAGCCAAGAAAUCACUGGUGAAAUUCGUCGUGGUGAUGCAUUGCGCAUUGGUGAUAAUUGGUUCCGCGUUUCAGCUGCGGUCAAGAGCUCGAGUACGACUCGCCCAGCGCCAUUUGCGGGGAUGGCGACGAAGAGUGUCUCGUCGACACGUGAUCCGAACGUGUCGAAGAAGAUCAAGUACAUGUUCAAGUUUGACAAGGAUCAUCUUCCUUUGGACGUUCCCUUUCCGGACGCCAAGAGGAGGAAUAUUGCUAGCAGCGAUCGCUGGGACCUUCUGCCUAAGCGAGGGCCGAAGUUCCAAAUGGUGAAACACGGCUGCUCAAAUGACAUCCGCCAGCUGUGGCGUGACACCUUGCGGGCAUGGCCCUCGGAUCGCGCUGAAUUUGAGAAGAAACUGGUUCAGGCUGGGCUUACGACGCAGGCUAAGGUUGACGCUAGCCGCCGCCAGAUGAAGCGUCGUCUGAAGGAGGACAAGAAAAAGAACCGUCCUCGCAAGCAGCGUGAUAUUAAGAUUACAAACCACCAUCUCAUCGGUACGAAACUCGGCGAGAUUUUGGCGAAGGGCAGCCAGGAGCAGUUCACGCUUGGCGCCGUCAAGUUCGAGAAGAAGUAG
This is a messenger RNA of Phytophthora sojae, 1176 nucleotides long. RefSeq lists its product as hypothetical. The coding region runs from base 1 to 1176 and encodes 391 amino acids. Gene Ontology annotation, biological process: transcription initiation at RNA polymerase II promoter. The record is from RefSeq and is a predicted model, not a curated record. NCBI's taxonomy places the organism in Eukaryota, Oomycota, Peronosporomycetes, Peronosporales, Peronosporaceae. Gene Ontology annotation, cellular component: transcription factor TFIIE complex. The transcript is spliced from 8 exons.